This is a messenger RNA of Cyphellophora attinorum, 687 nucleotides long. RefSeq lists its product as uncharacterized. The record is from RefSeq and is a predicted model, not a curated record. Lineage: Eukaryota; Fungi; Ascomycota; Eurotiomycetes; Chaetothyriales; Cyphellophoraceae. The coding region runs from base 1 to 687 and encodes 228 amino acids. The transcript has a single exon.
AUGAAAGCGACCAUCCUCUCGGCAAUUCUCCUCACCAUGGGUCCUCUCUUCGCCACCGCCUACUGGCAAGGCGGCCAAGAAUACCCCAACACUCCUCGCUGGCUCCCGGCGUCCUGUCCUGGUCGCCAGGUCUCUCCACCUGAUCAAUGCGGUGAUGGAAACAUCAUCAAGAGGGACAUCUGCGAGCAGAAGUGCCAAUGUACGACACGCGACCAGGCCCCAAAGUUCCCCGACGAGAUCCGCUGCACGGAAUGGAAGGCCUGCUCUGGUUCCGAGAUCGCGCUUAAGUGUAAUUGCUUUGGUGUCGAUGGAUCUGGUAAGUGCGGUGCGCCCGGACCCAAAUCCGAUGCUUCUGCGACAACGCAGAAGUCGAUGAAUAGCGAGCAGCAGGCACAGCAGAAGUCCGCAUUUGCAAAGUCCCUUUCUGCGGCAGCAUACUCUGCAAGCGUUUACAUUGAGUCGAAGUACUCGGCGGCGAAGGCAAGCGCGGCGUCGAUAUCAAUUGAGUCGAAGUACAGAGAGGCAAUUGCGAGCGCGGCGUCGAUCCAAGGCAACAACAAGUCGGGAGUGUCUCCGUCCACGACGGCGCUGCCGCCUAACACUUCGCUUCCAGGUGCACCCGCUCCAACCAAUGCAUACGAGGUGUUCAAUGACUGGGUGGGCGCGCAGAAGACGGGUGUGGCCUAG